This is a messenger RNA of Chelonus insularis, 7523 nucleotides long. Its product is annotated as cell surface glycoprotein 1. Gene Ontology annotation, biological process: negative regulation of centriole replication. Bases 629 to 3604 code for a protein of 991 amino acids. Gene Ontology annotation, molecular function: microtubule binding. The transcript is spliced from 17 exons. Lineage: Eukaryota; Metazoa; Arthropoda; Insecta; Hymenoptera; Braconidae. The record is from RefSeq and is a predicted model, not a curated record.
CACGUCGCGACGACCGUCCGUAGCACUACGACGAGAGCACAUACGGCACGACGACAGUGGCUCCCACAAAACUGUCUCUAUCUGACUCUCGUUUUAAUCCAAUCUAAGUCAUAAUUAUUUGCUAAUUAGAGCGACUAAAUUGUAAACGAUUAAUGAGAUAAAUUUAUAACAAGAUAACGAGAUAAAAAUAAGUCGACAAAAGAGACUAAUUGUGAUAUAUUGGUUAUAAAAGAAGGUUUGUGUUAAAGCCGGGAAGCCGGAUGAGAAAAGCGUCAUUGUCGUGAGUGAUAUCGGUGAUCGUACGGAUUGUCCUUGACGUGUGGAACAAGAGAAAUCAGGUAGGCGACCAGUAUGAAGUGCAUUCAUUGAGACGACAUAAGAUACCUGAAUGCAAACGUGAUUGUCUGAAGCUGAGGGGGAGGUACAGCGGAGUCUGAAGAAUCAGGAAGUGUCGCCGCCACGAGGAAAAAGACGAGUGAGAUAGUGAGGUGGAGAGAAAUAAAGUGGAAAGCACAAGUAAAACGGCUGCCAAAGAGUGCGGCCUAAGGCCUGACGUGUCUACGUCUCGGUGUCCGUCGGCCCUUCGGCCGUGUCACUACUGUUCCACUGCCCCACACACCGCGGCCUCAUGAUUGGUUCAUUCUGGAACCUGUGCCGUGCGUGCCCUUCAAUGCCUAUUGAUAAGCAGCUCCAUUCGGAAUAUAGGAGCACGUACACAUGGCACGAGUACACAGGGCCGCACCAGGAGCACACAGUUGUUCGUCGUGCCCCUCAACCACCACCAACUUCCACGAAACAAGCAAGCACAAAGCUACAAUCGGCCAAGUCAACUGAGGAUGAAAAUACUGAAGGACCUACAUUGGAGCCGCCAUUGCCACGACGGAAGAAGUGUCCGGAACUCGCUUACAGACAUCACGAAUUUAUUACUGCAGCUGACAGCGACGGGAUUGAUGGAGUUGAUACCAAUGUUGUUGCUGAUAAGGUUCGAGAAGUGACAGGAAGUACAGCGUUGCCACCAAGUCAGCUGAGUAAAGCAAUUUCGCGAAUAAGUACGGAAUAUCGAUUGCAGUUUGCUUGGCCAAGACGAGCUCAACUGACAAACGGUGAUGCAAUUGCACCACUGCCAGCAGCUGGAGGUGCUGGUGGGAAUGCUGGUGGUCCACCACGAAAGUCAUUGAGUAUGGGUGCUCUAAAGCAAGGAAUAGCACCGUCUGGCCCAGCUCCAGUGCACAUGAGAAAACGGCCAGGCGAUGUAGAUCACAAGCGUGAUGGAGUCCAAGCAUCCGAGCUCGAACCGUUGGUUGGUAGUAAUGCUGAUAAUAUCGAUGGGGUUGUUCUUGAAGCUGAAGAACGUGAUGAAGAGCUUGCUGAACUCAAAGUUGCCUUUAGAGAAAGAAAGUCAGCUGGUAGAGGAGUGAGAAUCAUCGAUGACAAUAAAGUGAAGGAAAACAAUAAAAAUCGUAUGGAAAAAGCCUUUCCAACAUCCGAAAUCAUUGAACUUAGACGACUUGCUGAUGAGUAUAAGCAUCGAGACUGGGGCAGCGGUCUUGCAUCUGAAGAAGAAGCAUCCUUGUGGAAACGUGUGUCAAAUAACCACGCGCUCAACGCCUUGUCUCUCGCCAGAUCUGUUACAAAAGAAGAAAAAGAGAAAGAAAAUACAAGAAAGGUAGCGCCUGUUACAAAUACAAUGCCACCAGCUGGGAGACCAUCUUCCGUUCAAGCUAGACCUAUUUAUGAAAUCCUACAGGACGAUUUAAAAGCGGAUAACGAAAAAGCUAUCGCUCGAGCAAGGAAGGAAUUUUUGAUUCGCCAUCAUUUGGAUCGCACUACAGGGAUUUUUUCUAUUCGAGGCGAUGGAGCAUUACUGCCUUCUCCAACGAGAGAGAAGCUGGAGCCAGUGGUGCCACGUCGCCGUGACGAAUCCAAAGAGAACCGUGAUGAGAUUCAACCACGAACCAAGUCAAGCCCAAAGAACAGUCCACGAACAGGACGCUCGCAGAGCUUAGGACCUCUAAGUAGAUCACCAAAGAGACAAACACCGAGGACACCGUCCGUCAGUAAAGAUAUCAAGGAGAAAGAGAAAGAACAUAAAGAUAAAGAGACGAGAGACAAAAGUGGCGAGCCAGAAAGGCAUCCUCGUCCGACGGUCGGACGUGUCCGGUGGAGCAUAAGAGAGUCCUCUUCUUCCUCAAAAUCCCCAGUGAUAGUGUCAUCGACAAGUCAGCCACCCAUACCAUCGUUAUCAACGACAUCUUCUGGCCCUGAGCCUACGCAACUUCAAAGAAGGCCCUCGCCAAGAGCGCAGCGCAAAUCCUACCUCGCGACCACUUUAUCCCAUCGUCCUGUCAAUCAUCACGCGAAAAAUACUACCAAUGUACCAAACACAUCAAGUGCCGUUAAAGUCCCUUUGGUUAAACAUUCGGUUCAUCAAAGCUCUCGCGACGGGUCCGGCUCCGGUAGCACGGGCCCGGCCAGCGGUCGAUCUACCAGCUCUACAGCAACCUCGGGCUCGAAAUCUUUGGACCGGGUUACCAACCGGACCCAAGCACUAAACCGAGCCCGAGGAGCAGCCAAAGCCAAGGCCACAUCCGCGCCUGCUGACCCAUCCAAAUCAUCCUCCGACAAUCGAUUUCAAUCAAACCGAGCUAAUGCAGCCCUGCAAGCUAUGACGGCAGAACCACAGGUGAACGGAGAUGCUACCGGAGGAGAUUCGAGCGUCGCAUCGACCCCCCCGUCGCAAUCUGCCACCGUGCAAGUGCCAUCGGCAACCGCAGUGAUAAGCAGCAGCCCGUGGUUCGACGACGAGCCGGUGGUCAAGAGUCCGCCCGAGCCAACAAGGGUCAAGUCUCCAGAGCAAAUGAUCAUGCGAUCUCCAGAACCAGUCAAUUGGACAGUUCCCCUAGACACCGGCAAGACGUUCACCGUGACCCAAAACGUGAGGGAGGGGGAACCGUUGACCAGACCGCACAGCGAAGCGAAAACCUGGGUAGCACCAUCAACAGUACCAUCAGCUCCACAAUCAGCUCCACCGGAGUUAGCAGCACUGCACAAAUCCCAUCAACACUCUCAACACUCGGGUUACAAGUCACCAGAGAGCGAGAGUGUCUCCCUGGGGAGUUAUACAGGUCUGAAUGGGCACAAGGACCCAGAUUCGGAGAGAGACAGUCCUCUGCCCAGCAAUCUACAGGGUACACCCACACCAACUCAAAGUGAUAAGGAUUCAAUGGCCCCAGAGGAACACAAAGAGCCUCCACAGGAUUCUUCGAUAAAACCUGUGGCUGGAACGAAUUUGAGAUGUUUAGAAGACCCAGUAUUUGAAUUUGAAAAGAGCCAAACAGAAUCAGCCACUCCAGCUACAACAACUGCACCAGCGACGACAGGAGCUGUAACGCAUGGUGGAUAUAGAGUUCUAGAAGCUGAAAGUCCUGUAGCACCACCGGGAGGAAGUGGUGCCAGUGGAACAAUGCCUUUUAAUGUGGCUAUGGGAACACCAACUCUAAGUCCUGGAUCUGCUCAAAGAUCAGUAGCAAGUGAUGUCCUUGAAAAAGCACGUAAUCGAUUUGACAAGUUUUGGGGUAAAGGUGGCUCUGAUAGUCAAGCUUAAAAAUAAAAUGCAAACAAGAUGCUACUGAAAUAAAGACUAGAUCACAGAGUUUGAUAAGAUGACAAAUGAGAAAGUGAAUGUCAACAUUUCGCUUGUCAUCUUUCUAAGCUAAGUGCUUGUCUUUGUAGAGCGUGAUAAUGAACUGUGUGAAACACUCUUAAGGACUCACUUAAGAAGUGUAUAAUGAUGAAGAUAGUAAAAACAUAGGACAGUCUUGAUGAUAGGGAUAAAAAUGCAUGACAGUGAAAUCCCAGGAUAGCGAUUGACACAUCGCUAGAAAAGCUUCAUAUGCUAUUAUACGAUAUAAAUUAAUAGUCUUGCCUGCUUUGUGCAUUUUAGAUUACUCAUGACUCGAGGAGAAAAAUAAUAAUAAAGCAAAAAAAUAAAUAAUAAUGAAGAAAACUAAUAAUUAUUAUUGAUAAUGAUGAUGAUAUUAAUGACGAUGAUGGUGUUAAAGUUAUUCAUUUUUGCAUCAAGAAUUUAAGACCAAGCUUUUGUUAAUCUAGCUUCUUAAAAUUAACCACGAGUUAUCCAUCAUCUUUUAGAAUUGAGAAAAAUCAUUUUUUAAAUAAAUAACCAUUCACGUUGGCUAAAUAAUAAUAGGAAUCAAUUUUUACAUUGAAGACAUUUUUUUUCAUCUUCUCCUCUAAGAAUUUCAAUGUUUACAGCCAUUUAUUGAUCUUAUGAGAGUAAACUAUGAUUUAAUACUCUGAUCAAAUUUCUUUUAAAACUUUUUUGUUUGGUUUAAAAAUGAUUUUUCCUCGGCAACAUCAACAAGAGGAUUUCCUUCGAUGCUUUUUACUAGCCAAUGUACUCGUGAUCGAAGCCUGGUUCAUAAAAUUCAUCAAUCUCCACAAAGAUUAAUCGAUAAUUCUAGAUAGGUUACAUUAUUAAAAAAAGAAAAUGAAGAGAAGAAAUAAACGCUGGUGGAAAAUGAUAAACAAUGACAUAAAUAUUCAGAAUAAAUUCAUCAAAAACAAAAAAAAACCGAAAAAAAUCAUCAACGUAGCUAUAACAAAAAAAUCGAACGUUUGCUCUACGUUACAUUCCGUCUGAAAUUUUUUAAUAAACCCUUAUUUAUUUAUUUAUAUCCACGGAAUUGAGAUAAAUUUCGUGUGGUUUUGAAUCGAGCAGUUGAAGUUGACUCGUUACGACUGUAUCAACGAGAAAACAUAGACAUAAACUGAUUAUAAAUGAAUUACUGCUUUAAUUAAUUAAUCAAUUGAUUAUGAAUUGACAUUUUUUGUCUGUUUGUUAGCUAUUCAUCAACAAGAUAAAAAUUCUUGUUUAUGGUGAAAUAAAUCACCAGUAUGAUUCCAAUACUUUUAAGUGAUAUCUUGAAAAAUAAAUGACAAAACCCCUGAAGAUGUUCCCCGAGGAACAAUUAGCCGAUGAGCAUACGGGUGAUUGACAUUGACUUAUAUAUAUUUACAUACAAAUAUAUAGAUAGAAUUAAUACAUUGCCAUAGAAGACGAAAAAAUUUUGAAUCAAGUUUUUUAAUUAGCCUCGCAGCAGCGGCUCUUUGGGGAACAACUUCCUUUCUGGUGUUUUUAAUGAGAGACAAUGGAGUUAUUAGACCGAAAAUUAAUGGUGAGUAGUGGAACAAAAAUUCUGAAUUCAUAUAGUAACGAUAAAAUAAAAGAGCUUUUUCUCUCACGCGCGUUGAAUAAUACACCAGUGUAUACCACACUCCAUCCAGAUCCACGUCCAAAGUCCAAGAAAAUUUACCAACCGUAGUAACAGAAAGAAAACUAAUCAAUCUAAAUGAACUAAUUCAGGAGCUAAACAAAAACAAAAAAAAAAUAUAAAACAAAAAACCGAUGCAAAAAAAAUUUCAAAAGUAUUCAUAAAAUGACUGAUGGAAUUUGAUGAACGUAGGAUUGAGGAGGAUCUUAGCAAAGAAGAGUCAAGCUGUUUCAACUCAUGACCACUUUUACCUUCAUUUUAUUUAACCAGAACAUUUUUUCAAUACAUUUUUCUAAACAUUUUAUAGUAAAAUCAAUCAAAAUCAAAAUAUUAAAGAUUGUAUAAAACGAUAAAAACAUUUUUUAUCAUCUAAAAUGAACUUUUAUUACUCAAAUUUGUUUUAAAUAAAAAAUACUGUAGAAAUUUUGAAAUUGCUAGAAACUAGAUGAAUCAGGGAUUUGUAAAAUCAACAUGACCUUUAGGAUUAUCAAGUUAAAUCGAAUAAACAUUUGUUUUAUCGAUCGGUCAAGAUACUUUUGUAAUAAAAAAAAAAGAAAAAAACAAUCUGAAUUAUUGAUCUUUCAAUAUAAAAAAAUAUUAAAGAUUUUAAUUUCUGUGAUUUUCGUUAUGUUACAAAAAUAAAAAAGAAACUAUUUUCUGAACAAACAGUAAUAAGUAUAAUGUAAAAGUGGUCGUAAGUCCUUCAAGAUUAAAUAAGAUUUUGCCUAAGAACUGGUGGCUAUGCUCUCGAGCUUUUUCAUUUAUUUAACUCUAUUUUCUAUCAACGACAUCCAAAGUUAUGGCCUCUCUCUCAAUUAUAUCAGUUCGAUGCAUACAAAAGCAAGCCAAAAUCAUUCUUAAACUGCGGCAUACCUAAUUAGUGUUUACAAUUAAUUUUCAUUAAUUCAUAUUUUUAGCAUAAUGAUUAAUAAUAAAUGAUCUAUGAAAUAAAAUAAAAUAGAUGAAGGAUUUUUUUCGAGUGCACUUUGCAAGCUCACACUGCCCGUCUAAAUCUAUAGGCACUUCUUGUGAUCUUCUGGGUAAAAAAAAAUAACGCAGAAAUGAAGAAAUAUGUGAUUCUCUUCUUAACCCUUUGUCCAAUUGCCUCACGAAGGCAUCUGAGACUGUAAAAACUGGGCUUUUUAUUUUUUAUAUUUGAAACAUGAAAUGCGAAUAAUCGUUUUUAAAUGAUAACGAUUAAUAGAUGAUGGACCGAUGCACGUGCUGGCCACGAUUAUUUGUUUAUAUAAACAACAAAUGAUGUUCAGAAGAAGAACUAACGAGCGUUACUUUUAGAAACGAUUAAUCAGUGUAGAUGAGUGAUGACAAUCCCAUUUAAAAUUAAUAAUGUAAACGGGAUUACAUGGUAUGCUGCGAUUAAUAUUGUAGGUGUGAAAGAAGAGAGAGAGGACUAUAUUUUCCAGUAGACUGGAGAAAUAAAGUAGAAGACGAGAAAAAAGAAUAAAAUUACAAAAAAUUUAAAAAAAUAAUUAAUUAUUAAUAAUGAUGAUUAAUGAUUAUUGAUUAAUGAAUAAAAAUUAAGAGGAGUAAUCGUUUUGGAUUAAACAGAUAUCUAAAACGAUGAAGGCAACCCGGGAUUUCUUUUUGCAUCCCCGCCUUAGUCCGUAAUGCCUAUUAUGAAUAGAUAGAUCAUAUUAUACGACAAUUAUAUACAAUAUUUAAACAAUGAAUUGAAAUAAAGUGAACAUGAGAAAAAAAUGAAGAAGAAUUAAUGGUGAAAUCCAGUUAAAAAUUGUGCGCAUUGUGAUGAAAUAUGAAUUUUAAAAGAAAAAAUUGGAUUAAUAAAAGUCAAUUAUUUGAAAAUAUUUAAAUAUUUUCUAAUAAAUCAUUUGUUAAUCUACUUUCCUUCAUAAGAGUAUUUCAAGUUCAAAGUUUAUGCAAAAAAAAAAAACAAUGAAAUAACAAAAAAAAAGUAGACAAAGCUUUAUUUAAUAAAUAAACAUUUCUAAAUUAAUUGUUGAUAAAAUUUUAUAUGAAAUAAAUUUUUUUCUUUAAAAUUCAUUGUUUUGUCAAUGUGCUGAAAGCAAAAAGAGAUUCGAACCGAGCUGUUUUGCUAAAAUACGAGAAUCUUGGCAAGCUGGUGAUGCAAAGUAUAGUAUAAUUAAUAAAGUAUUGUUGAUUUAUUGUUUAUAUGAUAUGUCAGAGUUUAAGAUCGGAGAUACAACGAAUUUGUAACUCAAUAUGCGAUUUGAUUUUAGUUCCAAUUGAUUA